AUGGAGGAGUUAAAUGAAUCAGAGGUGAUGUGGCCGGAUGAUGACCGCCGGACCAAUGUGGUGGUCGCAGAUUGGUUUUUGUCUUCCUUCCCUGCUGCACCCAAGGACAUCACAAACACUAGCAGUGAAGAGGAGAAGGAGAAGGGGUGGGUGCCUCCACAUGUUGAGGAGGCAUGUAGACGUCGGGGGAUGGAAGGGAGGGCAGCGAUGUCGGUGUGCUCUGGGCGGGGACGAACGCUGAAAGGCCGCGACCUCUGUGACGUCCGGGACUAUGUACUCUGGUUGACUGGCUUCUUGGAAGGAUGA
Molecule: messenger RNA, 306 nt
Organism: Zingiber officinale
Lineage: Eukaryota; Viridiplantae; Streptophyta; Magnoliopsida; Zingiberales; Zingiberaceae
Exons: 1
Coding region: 1-306 (101 amino acids)
Source: RefSeq, a predicted model, not a curated record